AUGAAAAGAUUUUUUACUUAAAUACUUGGAUUUUUUCUAAGUUUUUAAGUAUUUUUAGCAGAUAGAAAUAUACAGUUAGUUUCAUAAGAAUAAAAUAACCUAAAUACCUACAGUAAAUAGACAGAUAUGUGUUAUGAUGCUUAUGGAGUAUUUGUUUAACCAUUCUAUAGCAAAUUUUUUUGCACUGAUGUACACCCAACAACAGCUACCAACUCAUCUAUACCAGUUUUUGACAUAAGUAAUUUACCUCCUCACUUCAAAAGAGAUUUAAGGAUAGAACUUUACAGCGUUAAAUAUUCAGGGCUAUCAGCUUCAUUCAAAUUAGAUAAUUUAAGUCCUAUUCCAUAUACUUUUAAUAUUAAUGGUGAUGAAAGACUUAAAUUACCUUGCUAGAGAAAUAGCUCAGAUCCUGUAGCUUAAGAUGGAGAUUUCUAUUAUAAUUUUAACAUCAAUACUACUACUAUUCCUUCUAUGAAUACUUACACCAUUUUCUCUAUUAUCGAGACUUCUUAAGGUUGUACUUAAUCGUAUCUGAGAAUUAAAGCUAUUUAGUAUAAUGUAGAAAAUUGUGAUAAUACAUGUUUGUAAUGCUCAGGAACAUCAACUAGCUGCACAAAAUGUGAUGCAACUUGUUCAACUCUUCAAAGCUCAAGUUGUAUUUUAAAUAAUAGCAAUUAUAUUUUACAAGAAGGUAAAUGUGUAACAAAUUGUUCAUCUCCUCAUUUUAAUAUAAAUGGAAAAUGUGUAUGGAUUCCUAAUUGUUCAUCAGUAACAUCAGGAAGUAUUUAUUGUACUUCUUGUUAAAAUGGAUUUUUGCCAAUGUAAACAAAUAAUUAUGAAGCUUAAUGUUAAUAUUAAAAUUGCCCUAACGACUAUGAAAUUGUUAGUGGCGUUUGCUAAGAUAAAAAGAGAAAUCUGUAAGGUUCUUACUUAUUGUAGGCAUUGUAUAGCUUUACUUUUUCGAGCUUUGAGAUAGAUAAAAACGGAUUAAUUUACACAAAUUUUGUUAAUGUCAAUAAUUACUCAUCAAAGUACACUCGUUGUGGUAACUAUUAGCUUUUUGGAGGAUACUUUAGCUAUCGCAAUACAUCUUUAAUUGCUACUAAGUAAUAUACCACCACUUCUAAGUAUGUUAGAGUGUCAUUUAAAUGGAUUUUAAUAGAUUAUACUAACUCUACAAAUCCUAUAGGUUUAAAUAUUUCUGUAGUCGGAAGUACUUCUGGGACCUAGAGCAUAUAAAUAACUGGUAUAACACCUUCAUAAAUUUGUGGCCUUUCAGCUAAUGACUAUGUUGGAAAUUUUUAAUACGAUUUUUUGGUUUCUAAUGGUAAAGUUACUUUAAAUAUUCUAAACUAAAUGCCUGCUACAAUAAGUACUAAAGCGUCUGAUAAUGAUGGAGAUUUUAAUAAAUAUCAAUACUUUGGAAUCAGAGAGCUUUUUAUUUAUCAACUUAAUAUUUUUAUUCAAUAAAGCUCUUCAAAAAAUGUUUUCCCAAAUAAAAUACAAAUAAAUUAAUACUAUUAUCCAUUUACAAAUUUGCUUGCCUUUAAAGUUAUUGUAUAGCUUGUAGUUCUUUAUCAAAUGGUUGUACUUAGUGUUCUUAAGGCUAUUAUUUAUCAAAUUCUGCAUGCCUCCCUUGUUUAUCAGAUUGCCUUUCUUGUACAGAAGGAACAUAAUGUACAGUUUGCACUGGUGGAAGAACUUUAAACACUUCAAAUUAGUGUGUUUGUGCAAGUAAAUAAUACUGGAAUGGCUAAUAAUGUGUAGCCUGCUCAAACUAAAGUUGUAAUACAUGUAGUACAAGUGAUAGUACUAAAUGCUUAUCAUGCUUAUCAAACACUUUCUUAUACAAUAACUAGUGUUCAUCGUCAUGCCCUAGCUAAUAUUUCAAAAAUACUGUCUCUUUAACUUGCGAUUAAUGCAUUACAAAUUGCUAAACAUGUAUAAAUAAUACCUCUUGCAGCCAAUGUUUGCCUAACUAUUAUUUACAGCCAGGCUAAAACACUUGCUAAGCUACUUGUCCUUCUGGAUAUUAGUUAAAUACCUCAACUUGGAGCUGUAAAGCUUGUACAGUCUCAAAUUGUGUCUCAUGCUAAGCAGAUAUUAGCUAAUGUACAAAAUGUGCAACUAAUUAUAAUUUACAAAGCACAUAGUAAGGUACAUAAUGCUAAAUGA
Molecule: messenger RNA, 2175 nt
Organism: Tetrahymena thermophila SB210
Lineage: Eukaryota; Ciliophora; Oligohymenophorea; Hymenostomatida; Tetrahymenidae
Exons: 6
Source: RefSeq, a predicted model, not a curated record